Perca flavescens (yellow perch) is the source of this 1970-nucleotide messenger RNA. It is a transcript of the gene rnf11b, whose product is annotated as ring finger protein 11b. Gene Ontology annotation, biological process: ubiquitin-dependent protein catabolic process. Gene Ontology annotation, cellular component: ubiquitin ligase complex. The record is from RefSeq and is a predicted model, not a curated record. The coding region runs from base 452 to 916 and encodes 154 amino acids. Gene Ontology annotation, molecular function: ubiquitin protein ligase activity. NCBI's taxonomy places the organism in Eukaryota, Metazoa, Chordata, Actinopteri, Perciformes, Percidae. The transcript is spliced from 3 exons.
UCCCCACCUUUUUUUCGUUGUUCGGCAGCUGCAAACUGGAAAGUCCCUGACAGCCAGGGAGGCUUCAGACAGGAAGACUGCGAUGAGGUUUGUCCAUCCACAUGAAGGAUAUUAAUAUUGUCUUUGUUUCGCUACCUCUGCGGAUAAAAAAAAAAUCUGUGUGGUUGUGAUUUCUUUUCGAGUAACGUUAGAUGCUCUUUUACGAGUGCUAUCUUAUAUCUCUGUGCAAGCUAGUUCUUUGUGUGGCUAACGUUAGCUGCUAGCUGAGGGAUGUUUUGUUGUUGUUAAAGCCCUCCCGUCGUCUGGGAGAGGAGACUCAUCAGCUGUGCAUGGAGAAACGCCUUCUCUUCUGCUGACAUUACGUUAUCUGUGAAAUUGGCCCGUGAAAUCCCGCUGAGUAGCGUUAGUAAAGCGACACCGAGAUAGGGGAGAGUUUGACCGAAGGAAGGAGAUGGGAAACUGUCUGAAGUCCCCAACCUCGGAUGAUAUUUCUUUGCUACAUGAAUCUCAGUCGGACCGUGCCAGCUACGGAGACGGUGCUGACCCCGACUUGGAGCCACCGCCCCCCUAUCAGGAGCAGAUCCAUGUGCCUAUCUACCACCCAACACCCAGCCAAGCACGACUGGCCACUCAGCUGACCGAGGAGGAGCAGGUUCGCAUCGCACAGCGAAUCGGACUCAUCCAACACCUCCCAAAAGGCGUGUACGACCCAGGGCGCGAUGGCUCUGAGAAGAAGAUCAGAGAGUGCGUCAUCUGUAUGAUGGACUUUGUGUACGGAGACCCCAUUCGGUUCCUACCCUGCAUGCACAUCUAUCACAUGGACUGUAUAGAUGACUGGCUGAUGAGAUCCUUCACCUGCCCCUCCUGCAUGGAGCCUGUGGACGCCGCGCUGCUUUCUUCCUACGAGACCAACUGACACACACACACACACACACACACACACACACACACACACACACACACACACACACACACACACACACACACACGAGUUAGCCUGCUGGACAGGAUUAGAGGAAUGAACAGAGUGUUAGUGUUAAGGAUGAGCAGGUAGGAGCUGGAUCGAGGAGAGAAGUAAAAGACCGGAACAGAAAAUGAGGGUUAUGAGGGUACAAGUGUCAAGGGGAGGGGAUGAUGGUUAACUGGUAUGAUUAUGACAUUUCCAAGAUCUGCUUUUAUAUGCGUGAAUACACAAACAACCGUUCCCAUUCACACCAUACAGGAGGAAGGUAAUGUGACCACCAUCAUCAGGCUGCAGAUUGUGCUUGAUGGACUGCUGAAGCCUGAUUGCUAUAAUGUCACACUGCAAGACAAGAGGAAAGAAACGCCCUUCAGAAGAUCUGCCAGAUUCUUUGACAUGUCUACAAAGGGUAUGACUCCACACACACACUGUUGCAGAGUCAUAUCUGCUUGCAAAAACUGCUACCGAUGCAGAUGUGUGAUUUAAGGACUGCUGGAACUGCACGUCCGACUUGAGACUAAGGACAUCAGAUAUAUUCUGCAGACACACCACAGGCCUUCACUGGACCACGGCACCCAGGCCCGUAGUUGUCUGUCUGUAAAGACCUUUUAUGAGAAAAAUAAGAUUGGUCGUUGGAUGGAUUGAUCGUCCCGUAGCUUUGUGAAAUCUGUUCUGUGUUUGUUUUUGUCAGUCAGCAUAAGGGCUUCGUCGAACCAGUAUAACACAGAUAUGACAGGAAAUACAGUAUGUGCUUUUGUCACUAAUGUGAUCAAUAGAUGGGUCGACUGUUGCUUUCAAGCUAUCGACUCCUCAUGACUUUCUCAGUCACAGUGAGAUCUCAGAUUAUUGGCCAAAGCACUAGUAGACCAGUUAACAAACCAUUGAUACAAAUCAGUGGUAUUUGCACUUCUUAUAUUAGACUUAUGACAAAAGUUGACCAUAUGCAUUUAGUAAUUAUGUCAAAGUGAAGUAUGUGAUUUCAAGGACAGAAUUAAAAACAUACACAAGG